GAAAAUUAGAGAGUUAAUAUAUUAUUUCAUUUUAAUAUUCAAUUGUAAAUAAAGAUGUUAUUUCAUUUUCAUUUUAUUAUACUAAUAGUCAAGUUGAACUAUAUCUCAAUUCUUGAACAAGGCCUCCACGAUUUUUUGUUGUUGAAUACCACGAUUUAUUUGCUGACCCUGGAACAUAACUUUUUUUUUAUAGGGAAAAAUGCAUUUAUUAAUUAAGCAAGAUAAGCAGAGUUUUCAAUAGCAUCCUCUCUAAGGAGAGGUACAAGUAUCUGAGGUGGGCUAGUAACCCAAACCUCUUCACUAUCCCAACUGCAAUCCAGAUGGGCCAUCGCAUGGGCCGGUCUAUUGCCAUUGCGGCCCACAAAGCUCCAGCGAACUUCACGAAACAUCUGGGCUUUGAUCCAGAUCUCUUCACACAUCAGCCCGAUUUAUGUUUCCCUUCUCUCUUCCUUUUCAGCUGUUGAACAACAUCCAGACAUUCAGAUUCCACUUCCAUUUCCCCAAUUCCCCUUCGUCUCGCCAUUUCCAAGCCGAAAUCCACCGCCAUCACCACUGCCUCCUCCGCGUUCCACUGUAUCCGCGAUCUUUUCACCGCUCCGAAAAGAAAAUUACCAACCCCAUCCCCGGCCACCAUCCCCAUCUCGUUCCUUGGCCGUCGAAAACCGCAGCAUCGACAUUAUUCUUCACGGACCCAGUCAUCGGAGGUUUCCAUUUCUGCUCCGCCGUCCGCACCACUGGUUCGGACUUCAUCUACUUCGCCAGGUAAUCCUGCAGCCAGUCACUAGCUCGAGGUAGUAUCUCCCAUUCCUCUAAUUUCUUCUUGUUCCACAGGUGACAGUUCCGCUGAUCCUAGAUGUACUAGAGGCCCACCAGAAAGGAUCCGAUCUGGUCGUCCGAUUCUGUCUCCUGCAACUCACAAAACCAUUCCUCCGAGGUAAGGUUUUCUCCUCUGUCUAUGAAUGAGCCUAUUGUGCUAUAUCGCCAAACCCUUCGAACCCAAGCGCAUUCCCGAAAGAUGUGUUCUUGGGUUUCCACUAGCCCGCAAAAGGGGCAGUCAUCACUUCCCUGUUGAGUACUUUUUAGGAUUCGAGACUUUGUAGGGAUGAUGUUGGGCAGCCAUCGCCAAGUGAAAACCUUCACUUUCGGAUCUGUAGUUUCCAGACAUUCUUCGAGUUUACUGGCGAGUAAAGCUCGCCCUCCUGCUCCAUAUUCCUUUCUUCCCACAAUCUUUAGGCAGACUUCACUGAGUACUCCCCCGUUUUUUCUUUUCCCUAGAUCCUCUUAUCCUUAGCAGGUUGUCUAGGGAUUGGGAUCUUAAGAAUGUUAGAACAGUCUGUGGGAUUAAAAUUGUUUGAAUGAGGUCCAAUUUUCAGCUUUUGCUUUCUGUAUCAAUCAAUUCUGCCACUGAAGUCGACUGUUCCCAAAUGACUGUAGGGGAAGUCACUUUAUGAGUGGUGCUUGAGGGUAUCCACUUAUCAAUCCAUAUAUCUAUUUUCUCCCCAUUUCCAACUCUCCACCUUGCUCCUUUUUCACUAAAUCCUUAGCCUCCAUCAGACCUCGCCAUACCCAACUGGGAUUACUACCCAUUUCAGCCUCCAGGGGAUCACCUCCCUCAAAGUAUUUGGCCUUCAUUACCCGAGCCACAAGUGAAUCAGGAAAUUGGACUAGCCUCCAUAAUUGUUUGCCCAACAGGGCAAGAUUGAAGCUCCUUAGGUCUUUAAAUCCCAACCCCCUUGUUUUUUUGGUCUGCAGAGCUCCUUCCAACUUAGCCAAUGGGUUCUGCUUUCUUCUUGCUGCUGUCCCCACCAAAAUUGAGCCAUUGCACUUUUUGCUUCCUUUAGAAUACUGGUAGGAAGUUGAAACACUUACAUUGCAUAUGUCAAUUGAGCUUGGGCUACUGAUUUGAUCAGUACCUCUUUCCCUGCCACCGAAAGGAGUUUCUCCUUCCAUGUUUUCACCUUAGCUCUGACUCUAUCGACUAAAUAGCCAAAAGCUUGUUUCUUCGACCUUCCUAUGAGGGUAGGAAGCCCCAAGUAUUUUUGAUGUUGAUCAACCACUCUCAUACUUAACCUUCUCGCCAACUCUUCACGUAGUUCUAUUCUGACCUUGGGGCUGGAGGAUAGUUCUAACUUAAGAAGAUUCACUUGUUGUCCUGAUUCCCCUUCAUAUAACCGAGAAUGGAUUUCAGCUUUUCUCCUUGAGACUUUGUAGCCCUAGUAAAAAGUAUACUAUCAUCCGCAAAUAGUAGAUGAGUAAUCUGGGGCACAUUCCUUCUCACUCUAAUUCCUUCAAUUUGCCCUUCCUGUUCAGCUUUGGAGAUCAAAGCCGAGAUUCCUUCUACCACAAAUAGGAAUAGAUAUGGAGAGAUUGGAUCUCCCUACCUUAGACCCCCACUGGGAAAGAAAGUUUCAGUUUGGUGGCCAUUCACCAACGUAGAAAAGGAUACCGAUUUGACGCACCACAUAAUCAUUUGUACCCAUCUGUUAUCAAAUCCUAGUUUUAGAAUUAUGGCUUCGAGAUAGUCCCACUCCACCCUAUCAUAGGCUUUGGUGAUAUCCAGCUUAGCAGCCAUAAAACCUUUUUUACUUGACUUCUUCUCCUUCAUUGUGUGAAAGCACUCGAAGGCUAUCAUCACGUUAUCUGUUAUCAACCUUCCUGGUAUAAAUGCGCUCUGAUUUG
This is a messenger RNA of Linum trigynum, 2679 nucleotides long. Lineage: Eukaryota; Viridiplantae; Streptophyta; Magnoliopsida; Malpighiales; Linaceae. The record is from the annotation of a GenBank genome assembly.